Limulus polyphemus (Atlantic horseshoe crab) is the source of this 6936-nucleotide messenger RNA. Its product is annotated as TATA-box-binding protein 1-like. The coding region runs from base 139 to 1086 and encodes 315 amino acids. The record is from RefSeq and is a predicted model, not a curated record. Lineage: Eukaryota; Metazoa; Arthropoda; Merostomata; Xiphosura; Limulidae. Gene Ontology annotation, biological process: DNA-templated transcription initiation. Gene Ontology annotation, molecular function: DNA binding; RNA polymerase II general transcription initiation factor activity. The transcript has 7 exons.
CUAGUUGCUGUUAAUCCUAAGGCUAAGCAUGAUAAUUCGUUUGACAACAAGAAAGCGUGUGACUGUUGUUUUGUAAAGUGUGUUGAAAAUAAGAAUAUAUAUAUGCGGGCAAGAAAUAUAUAAAACUUGAACAACAAGAUGGAUAUUUCGAGCCCUGCAUUUAGUUUUAAUUUGGGAACACCAUUGUCAGUUGGAGGUCAGCCUGAUCUGGCUGAAGAACAACACAUUCAACAACUUCAGCGUCAGUUGCAGCCUUCUCCAUUGCAACUUCAGCAACAUGAUUCGCCAUCACAUUUACAGACUCAGUCUCAGCUUUCAUGUUCAACACCACCACAGAGAAGUUCUUCUAUUAGUGUUACUCAACCACAUAGUACUACUAUUACCAGUUCGGGGUUUACUCCCCAAAGUUUAAUGCAACCACAAACUCCACAAAAUGUAGUUGUACCAAGUACUUCUGGAACAAGUUCAUCUGGAGCAUUGUUUCCUCCAACCCCAGGUCCUCCUAUGACACCCAUGACUCCUAUAACUCCUUCAUCAGCUGAUCCUGGCAUUGUACCACAACUACAAAAUAUUGUUUCAACAGUUAACCUUGUCUGCAAGUUAGAUCUUAAGAAAAUUGCUCUACAUGCUCGAAAUGCAGAGUAUAACCCAAAGCGUUUUGCAGCUGUGAUAAUGAGAAUACGAGAACCAAGAACAACAGCUUUAAUCUUCAGUUCUGGAAAAAUGGUGUGCACAGGUGCUAAAAGUGAAGAACAGUCAAGGCUUGCAGCAAGAAAAUAUGCUAGAAUUGUCCAAAAACUUGGGUUUGACGCAAAGUUUCUAGACUUUAAAAUUCAAAACAUGGUGGGCAGUUGUGAUGUGAAGUUUCCUAUAAGGUUAGAAGGACUUGUUUUAACCCACAGCCAGUUUUCAAGUUAUGAACCAGAAUUAUUUCCUGGUCUCAUUUAUCGAAUGGUGAAACCAAGGAUUGUGUUAUUGAUCUUUGUUUCGGGUAAAGUUGUUCUUACAGGGGCCAAAGUACGUUCUGAAAUUUAUGAAGCCUUUGAAAAUAUUUAUCCGAUUCUAAAGGGUUUUAGAAAACAAUAGCAACUUUAUCAAAACAUUUUGAGAUUAAGAAAUCAUUUUUCAUAAGACUGUUGUAUAUAGCUGUAUUAAUUUUGUGACACAUAUUGAUGAAAUGUACAAGCUUGUGGUUUGUAUUAAGUAAUUUAUUUCACCCAUCACCACGUUUUUUUAAUGCACAAACUUUCAGCUCAAUUACCUAAGCCUUCUACAGGUGCAAGACGUUUAGUACACAACAGGAUCCUAAACGUCUCGCACCUAUAGAAGGCUUUGGUAAUUGAGCCGAAAGCUUGUGCAUUAAAAAAACUAAAAAAAUGUGGUGAUAGUCCAAAUACAUUACUUAAUACAAAUAUGAGUACUCACAUUAAAAGCCUGAAAAGUUAUUUAAGCUUGUGGUUUGUUUUUAGGAUUUUGAUUACACACCAGUUGUAACAGAAAGUGACUUUUUUGUUUAGCUCUUCUGAGAAAGUGUCCAAUAGUAACAGAAUUAUUCUUCCCAUGUAUGUAUAAUUUGUCUUGCAAAAAUGUUUAUGCCCUAAACUAAAUUUCUAUCUGUAUUUUAACAAGGUUUAAGCAUAGAACCUUCAUUGUAAUGUUACAUUAAUAGUUAUUUAUUUUUUGUGGAGAUUUGAAAAUAUGAUUUGUAUAAAGUAUCAUUUGGAUGAAUGUUCAUAUUACAUUAUUGUGUGUAAUCAUGCACAAUAAUGAAUGUCACUUAGUGAUUUUGUUUUGGACAUCUUGGACACGUGUCCUUGAUGAAGUAUGAUUUAUAAGUAUGGGUGUCCUUAAUGUAACAUUCAAUAAGAUGUUUUUAAGUAUGUUGUGUGUAGUAUUAUAAUACAUUGAAUGGAUAGUUCUCUGUACUGCACUUGGUUACAUUAUACGUUUGAAUUUGAAUUAGUGUCCUUGAUGAAGUCUGAUUUAUAAGUAUGGGUGUCCAUAAUGUAACAUUCAAUAAGAUGUUUUUAAGUAUGUUGUGUGUAGUAUUAUAAUACAUUGAAUGGAUAGUUCUCUGUACUGCACUUGGUUACAUUAUACGUUUGAAUUUGAAUUAGUGGAAAUUGUCCCCAUGGACAACCAUAUGUCCCAUCAGUGAAAGCAUACUUAUUACUAGGAUGUAUGAGAGAUUUUUUUAUUGUUAAUAUGAUUCAGUCAUAGAAUUUUUAAUUAAUGUUGACAUAUGAUGUAUUGGUUUAUAUACUUACACUGUUAAAGUUCUUAUUGUUACUUAAAUUUAAACUUUUCUUACAGUUAGUAAUGAUAAGAAUGACAAAUAUUAAUGGGAACUACACUUGGAUCCAUCAUGCUCAUGAUACUUUAUAAUUUAAAUUAAAUGAUAAUUUACUUUUCUAAAGGAUUAUAAAUUGAAUUCAUUGUAUGUCACAUUUCUUUAAUUAUAGGAAGUUGUUCAUUAAAUGGCACAUGUUGUUCACUUAUAGUUAAUGUAAUUUUUUAUAGUUUUAAUAGUAAGGUGUUCUAUGAAGAAUAUGUUUUAGUUAAAUCUUUCAAUAUAUUCCUUUGUCAAUUGGUAUGCACAUUUUAUGCUGUCCUUUUUAAUUUUCAUGUUAUAAUAAGAAAAUCAGCUUCCAAUACAAUAUCUUACCUUCCCUCAAAGAAUAGCUCUACCCAACUUGUGGGCUCCUGAUUUGCCUGAGGAUUAUCCUCUGAUAAUCAGGGAUACCUGAGUAAGAAAAGGAAGAUUUUAACAGCUUGUUUCCUCCCCUUUCUUAUGCCACACAGUCACGUUUAGCUUUAGUGGAAGCACCCAGGUCUAUCUUUUCCUGGAGUUAAUAAUUGAGGUUUGUUAUGUUUGUCUUUGACCCCCAUUUCCAUUUUUCCUUCCCUAUUAAGUGAGACACCUUUCGGCCAAUUUCUUGUCCCCCCCCCAGUGCUGUGACAUGGGUCUCCGAGGUUAACUGCUGGUUUGUUCAUCAAUGGCUUUGGCACCCCUGUGAUUAUGUGGUGGGAACAGGUUAGGUGGGGGCCAGGCUUUUGCAAUGUUGUAUCAUUUGGAAGUCAUUCACCAUAGUCCCUUGGGUUCUGCAGGUUCUUUCCGAAGAGCUCGUUAUUUGUUUCAGUUCCCCUCAUCCCAUAUCUUUCCACCCCUCCUUGGGAUACCAUUUCCACCCAGAAUCUUUGCAAGGCAGUUCUAGAUCUUCUUCACAAGGGUGCUAUAGAACAGGAAGAUCCUUCUCAGCCAGAUUUCUAUUCCUGUUUGUUUGUGGUCCCCAAGAAUACUGGGGACUGGUGCCCUCUCAUUGAUCUCUCUUCUUUGAACCACUUUGCAGACCUUCCUCGAUGCACCAUGGGAUCCUGCCUAUCUUUUCAAAGAGUUUUCACUCCUGGUCUUUGAUAUCUCAGAUGGUUACCUCCACUUUCCCAUCCCCGCAGUAUUUUCUUCAUUUUGUCCAUUGUGGUUGCAUCUACCAGUUCUGGGAUCUUCCAUUCAGGCUAGCUUUGACUCCCUAUAUUUUUUGAAGUAUGUCCAGGCUUUUGCCUGUUUUCUCUAUUUCAUGUGCCUUCAUUUCCACCAUUAUAUGGAUGACUGACUGCUUCCAGCUUCUUUGCAUGCCACCUCUUCCCUUCAUACUCUGUUUCUUCUUCAAGAGAUUGCACAUUUAAGUUACCUAGUCAAAGUGGAGAAGUCCUUUCUCUCCCUCACUCAAUACCUUGUUCUUCUCGGGAUUUUUCAAUUCCUGUCUCACUAUUCUCCUCUUUGCCUACUAUCUAUGGAACUUCUGGUUUACACCAUUUCCUCCUCUCCUUCUCCAACUGCAAGAGAGGUUUUAUCUCUUUUUGGGGAUAUGGGCUUCUUUGGAGGCCCUAAUUUCCUUCAGUCAAGUCCACAUGUGACCUCCUCAGUAGGCUUUACAAGUUCAGUGGAACCUUAUUCAGGAACCUUUGAAUGCCCCUAUCCAUCUCCCUCCUUCCCUUCAUGUGGACUUUACUUGGUGGUUGGGCAGAGACAACACCACAGUGGGUGUUCCUCUUCUUCCUCCUUGUCCAGAGGUGCAUUUCUUCACGGGUGAUUUUCUUUUGGGUUAGGGUGCAUAUCUGGACAUGCAUGAGAUUUUAGGUUGUUGGUCUAUCAAUGAGUCGUCAGUGCAUAUCAAUCACUUGGAACUGCUCACUGUCCAUUGGGUUUUGAUUCACUUCCUUCCAUCUUUUCAGAACUAGUUGGUUAUGAUUUGUUGUCUUAUACAUCACUUGGCAAGGGAGCACUCAGUGGAGAUCUCUUUGUUUCCACAUGUUGGACCUCAUGUUUUGGGCCUAUAUCCAUCACAUUCAUCAUCAUAUACUGGAUGCCCUGAAUCUUGUUGUAGGUCGUUUAUCAUGCUCAAACAAGAUUCUUCCCACAAAGUGGUCCCAUGACCAACAGAUGUUUGUCUGGCUGUGUUGCCAAUAAGGUACUCCAAAAUUAGAAGCAUUUGCCACCCACCUGAAUUCCAAGCUUCCCAGGUUUUGGUUUCCAAUUUCACAUCCUUUGGCUGUAGCUGUCAGUGCCAUCAGUCAGGACUGGGGAGAACUUUAUCUAUUUGCCUAUCCUUUCCAUCCAUCUUAUUUCUCAUUUCCUCUCCAUCAUCCAAACCAUUCUUUGUCAUGUCCUCUUGGUGGCACCACUUUGGCCAGCACAGCCAUGGUUUCCACUUCUGUGCCUGCUCCUAUUGACAUCUCCCCUACCUCUUCCCCUCUCAUUCACCCUCAUCAGACAACCUCAAAAUGGCUUGCUACAUCCACCAUUCCAACAUGAGUGUCUUCAUGAGUGGUUUUGUCUGGUCCCUUGCCAGAUGGGAUACACUUGCAUUUUGUUUCCUUGAUUUCCCAUUCCAUUUGUCCUUCCUCCAAGUCAAUUUACCAAUGUCAAUAGUAUGUCUACUGCCAUAAGUCUUCUCAUCAUGAUUUUUCUCCAUCCCAUGCUACUCUGCUACACCUGAUUUCCAUCUUUUUUCUGGCUUUUUGACAAGGAGUUUUCAGUAUCCAUCAUUGGUGGUUAUUACACAGCCUUGUCAACUACUUUCUGUUUCACAAGAUUUUGCUGUGUUUUCACUUCUUUGGUUCUCACCCUAUUGUUUCAUUCCUUCCACCUUCACCAUCCUCCACAUCCUACUGCCCUCCCUGAUUGGAACCUCAGUGACAUCCUUUCAUUUUCUCGCUUUGAGCCCAUGUCAUCCUGUUCCAUAUAUCAUCUCUCCUUAACAACCUUUUACCUCUUCUUGGCAUGUGGAUGUUGAUGUUCAGAUUUUUUCAUACUUGAUGUCUCUUGCAUGUUCUAUCACAGGACCUAUGUCAUCCUCUACCUGAAUCGGUCUUUUCUGCCCAAAACAUUGGUUGCACUGAGGGUGAUUUUAUCUUCACUCCCAUUUCCCUCCCUGUUAUCUUCUGUUAUUACCAUUCCCAUUUGUUGGAGUUGAACUGUCAUAAUGCUGUCGUCCUUCCUAUCAUCGUUCGAAUGUUCGUUCCCAAAGAGUACUGGUGUUGGUUGUGUUGGACAUGCACCCAUGAUAAUGUGGGUCCUUGGAAUGGAAGAUCUUCCCUUCCAGUUCCCAUAUCUGAAGUGAAUGGUAGAGGACCCUCUUCUUACCAUGGACCAGAUAUUCCUAUCACAGUACUGUUAGUAUUAGUUGAGGUUGAACUCCCCUUACUGUCUGCCUCGCCCUAGCCACUCUACACCAGGGGUCCCUUCAUUUAAUUUUUGGGGUUCCUCCUAUGAUUCCACACUUAAUGCGAGACUUCAUUUUCACUGGUGAAGAGUAUACCUGGCUCAGAAGUGGUGUGCUCUCCCAUGGUUGUGUCUUACAUACUCUUUAGUCACACACACCAUGGGUGCUUUUUGAAGGGUAAUUUUACACCAGUUCUUCCACCAGGUCAGUGUGGGAUUCUAGCUAUUCUGUGAGAAUAGGUAAGAUAUCAUAUCGGAAGUUAACAUUUCCCUACACUGAAAAUAAAUUUCUGAUAUAUUCUUACCUCCUCUUACCUUUUUUCCCCCACUUCUGGUGUCUUUUCCAUUUCUGUUGCACAAUUUCAAAGUGUAUUUGGACUAAGCUGUAUAGAGGGAGUCAGCUGUGCUGGGAAUUGUAUUAUGCUUCUGUUGGUGAAGGUUUGUUGCCUCACAACUGCCUCACGUGAGGGUAUCAAGGCUAAUGGCAAACAAAAAUGUGUGCAUAUAGAGGGCAAUACAUGUUGGGAAAUGCUAUUUUGUGAGAGGAGGUAAGAAUCUAUCAGAAAUACAUUUUCAGUGUAGGAAAAUGUUAACUUUCAGGCUUGCAUCAGAAUUUAACAUAUUAUAUACUUCAUGCCAUAUGCUAAGAUUAUAUGGUUUAUUGUACCUAAAAGUAAUUAUCACAAUAUUAUCCAAAGCUUGAACUUUAUCUGAAUCUGAUGGAAGACAAAAGUAAAAGAAAGUUAUGGAUGAAAUCCAUAUUUACUAGUGUAAUUAAGUUUCAGUACAUGUUGGAGGGACAAAACUAAAUCUUUUCCCAACCAGUAGUUUUGUGUAAAUGAGUAAAUUUUUGAAAGGUAAAAUUCGUAUAUAACCCAUCUAGCUUUAGAAAGGUUGAUGUUAUUUGAGGAAAUGUGUAUGUUAAACACAGUUUUUAAACUUGUGCAUUGUAACAUAUAUACAACUGAUUUAUACACGAAAACCUAAAGGCAAAUUUGUUGGAACAGAUCUGUUAUGAUGACAGACUAAAACCUAGAAGCAAUUCUUUUAUUAGAGAUUGAAAAAAUAUUGUAAGAUUAAAAUUUGAUAAAUUGUGAAAUUUGAUAAAUAAUUAAUUAACAAUUGAACUAACCUCAUUUAGUAGUGAUUUUGUUUAAUAUAUGUAAUAUGCUGUUUUCAGAAACAAACCAAACUUGUUAAGUAUUAUAUAGAAA